Messenger RNA from Cicer arietinum (chickpea), 2148 nucleotides. Its product is annotated as nuclear poly(A) polymerase 4-like. Gene Ontology annotation, molecular function: RNA binding; poly(A) RNA polymerase activity. Gene Ontology annotation, cellular component: nucleus. Gene Ontology annotation, biological process: RNA 3'-end processing. NCBI's taxonomy places the organism in Eukaryota, Viridiplantae, Streptophyta, Magnoliopsida, Fabales, Fabaceae. The record is from RefSeq and is a predicted model, not a curated record.
AGGUGCGAUGCGACUGGUUGGAGUGGAAACGUUAACAGUCCGUCCCGUUCCGUCUAAUAAAAAAUCGGUUUUUUUGUAAACGGAAAAAAAUCGGUUUCAUAUUCACAUGAAUUAUUCAUAUUCCAAACGCUCCCUUGACUCCCCAAACCUCAAAUCCCCAAAUCUCAAUCUAAAUACACGUCUGAAAUUAGGGCUUCUCAUAACUGGAACAAUCUGAUUCCAAAGAUUUGAAACAUGCAAAUUAAGCCUCGGUAGUAUUGCGUUUGAUUUGAUUGAUCGAAAUCUAAGUCGAAAUGGCGGUUUCCGAUAGUCCCAACGGUGGGUCUACCCCGCCACCGCCGCCACAACAAGAACAAGCCAACGAUUAUGAAUUCUCAAAACCGAUUUCUCUUGCUGGUCCCACCGACUCUGAUCUACAUCGUAAUCUCGAAUUAGAGAAGUUUUUGGUUGAUUCCGGGCUUUAUGAGAGCAACGAAGAAGCUGCAGCCAGACAAGAGGUUCUUCGCCGCCUCGAUCAGAUUGUGAAAAGCUGGGUGAAGCAAUUGACCCGUCAACGAGGCUACACAGAUCAGACGGUUGAGGAUGCAAAUGCUGUCAUUUUCACUUUUGGAUCUUAUCGACUAGGGGUUCAUGGACCUGGAGUGGACAUAGAUACUUUGUGCAUUGGUCCUUCCUAUGUGAAUCGAGAGGAAGACUUCUUCAUCAUUUUGCAUAACAUCCUGGCUGAAAUGGAAGAAGUUACCGAACUUCAACCUGUUCCCGAUGCACAUGUCCCAGUGAUGAAAUUCAAGUUCCAGGGAAUAUCUAUUGAUUUGCUGUAUGCAAGUAUAUCUCUUUUGGUUGUGCCAGAAGACCUGGAUAUCUUACACGGUUCCAUUUUGCAUGAUGUUGACGAACAAACUGUUCGAAGUCUUAAUGGCUGCCGUGUGGCAGAUCAAAUUCUUAGACUUGUUCCAAAUGUUGAGCACUUCCGAACUACGCUGAGGUGUUUAAAGUUUUGGGCUAAAAGACGCGGCGUUUAUUCAAAUGUUACUGGAUUCCUUGGAGGUGUAAAUUGGGCUAUUUUAGUUGCUCGAGUUUGCCAGCUUUACCCUAAUGCCAUCCCCAGUAUGUUGGUUUCUAGAUUCUUCAGGGUCUAUACACAGUGGCGGUGGCCAAACCCUGUAAUGUUAUGCUCUAUCGAAGAGAAUGGAUUGCAUUUCCCUAUAUGGAAUCCUCGUAGAAACUACAGGGACAGGUAUCACAUUAUGCCAAUAAUUACUCCUGCAUACCCUUGCAUGAAUUCCAGCUAUAACGUUUCGACAAGCACUCUUCGUGUUAUGAUGGAACAGUUCCGCUAUGGCAACGAGAUUUGUGACGAAAUUGAGCUUAACAAAUCACAGUGGAGUGCACUUUUUCAGCCAUAUGUCUUUUUUGAGGCAUACAAAAACUAUUUACAAGUAGACAUAGUUGCAUUAGAUGCUGAUGAUUUACUAUCAUGGAGAGGUUGGGUGGAAUCCCGACUGAGACAGCUAACCCUGAAGAUUGAGAGAGAUACAAAUGGGAUGCUGCAGUGUCAUCCUUAUCCACAUGAGUACACAGACACAUCCAAGCCUUGUGCGCAUUCUGCAUUUUUCAUGGGUUUGCAAAGAAAAGAGGGAAUAAGAGGUCAAGAAGGGCAGCAAUUUGAUAUACGUGGAACGGUUGAUGAGUUCAGACGAGAAAUUAUUAUGUACAUAUACUGGAAGCCUGGGAUGGAAAUUUAUGUUUCUCAUGUUCGUAGAAAGCAGCUCCCUGCAUUUGUUUUUCCAGAUGGUUACAAACGUGCUCAAAGUGCUACUCUGGAUCUAGCUCUUCUGAAAGGUGCAUGAAGAGGAAGAAUAACCCUGAAAUGGUGGAUGUGAAGCUAGACAAAUCAGAAAAGCGGACAUCUGUUAGCCCACAGAGGCUAGAGCGUAUUUCACCUGAAUGUUGUACUAGUAAAUUGGGUGGUACACCUCAAAUGAGUAUUGAGUGUGUUGAAGGGGUUAGGUCAGUUGGCUCAACAACGAGGAAUGCUGACAACAAUUGUGUAAUUAAGUCAUCUGAUGGACUCCUAGGAAGUGGUACAAUUACUGAAAUAGAUGGUGAUAUGCAGAUAAAUGAAACAUAUUUUGUUGAUUCCACACA